AUGAUCGACGAUCAGGACCUCGGCUUCUUUGCCAAUUUCCUUGGCGUGUUCAUCUUCGUACUAGUGAUAGCGUAUCAUUACGUGGUGGCUGACCCGAAAUAUGAAGGCAGCUAAGGUUUUCUGUUUGUUUUUUUUGAUGUAUUUGCAAUAGAGAUGUUUUUUCUUGUUUUGUAGACUUGAGCUGUUUCACAAAAUGUACGCUCUUUGACCGUGAAUAUCAUUUUAUAGCUCUGUUUUCAUGAAAAAUUAAUCCAUAGAUUCUGGUUUUGAAUGCCCA
This is a messenger RNA of Quercus robur (English oak), 277 nucleotides long. RefSeq names its product dolichyl-diphosphooligosaccharide--protein glycosyltransferase subunit 4A-like. The transcript has a single exon. Bases 1 to 114 code for a protein of 37 amino acids. The record is from RefSeq and is a predicted model, not a curated record. Lineage: Eukaryota; Viridiplantae; Streptophyta; Magnoliopsida; Fagales; Fagaceae.